Molecule: messenger RNA, 2159 nt
Organism: Zalophus californianus (California sea lion)
Lineage: Eukaryota; Metazoa; Chordata; Mammalia; Carnivora; Otariidae
Gene: NRL
Product: neural retina leucine zipper
Exons: 3
Coding region: 366-1079 (237 amino acids)
Biological process (GO): regulation of transcription by RNA polymerase II
Cellular component (GO): nucleus
Molecular function (GO): DNA-binding transcription factor activity, RNA polymerase II-specific; RNA polymerase II cis-regulatory region sequence-specific DNA binding
Source: RefSeq, a predicted model, not a curated record
CCCACCAGAAACUGCUCCACACAACGGACUGCGUGCCCCUGUCCCUCCCCCUAGAGGUCACAUGCCUAGAGAGCUUUGGGUCUUAGCAGAAAGGCAGAAAGGCGGGGGGGUGGGGGGUGGGGGGGGACAUCAGACUGCAAAAAGCUCAAACUCAGAGGCUGUAAGCCUGGGGAAGGGAGGACCCUCAGACCACGGAUGAGGGAGCUGGAGCCUGGCUAGAGUGGGACCUGGGCUGGCUUCCAACAGAGAAAGCAGGAUGGAAACCCAGUGCGGCCACAGGGGCAGAGGAAGAGGACUCCUGGAACCUGGAGAGUUGUCCCUGAGCAUUCAUUUUAAAGGUGCACCCCUCCCAAUCCAGCCCCAGAAUGGCACUGCCUCCCAGCCCCCUGGCUAUGGAAUAUGUCAAUGACUUUGACCUGAUGAAGUUUGAGGUAAAGCGGGAACCCUCUGAGGGGCGAUCUGGCCCCCCAACAGCCUCACUGGGCUCCACACCCUACAGCUCAGUGCCUCCUUCACCCACCUUCAGUGAGCCAGGCAUGGUGGGGGCUACCGAGGGCCCCAGGCCAGGCCUGGAGGAGCUGUACUGGCUGGCCACGCUGCAGCAGCAGCUGGGAGCUGGGGAGGCACUGGGGCUGAGUCCUGAGGAGGCUGUGGAGCUGCUGCAGGGUCAGGGUCCAGUCCCUAUUGAGGGGCCCCACAGCUACUAUCCAGGGAGCCCGGAGGAGACAGGAGCCCAGCAUGCCCAGCUGGCCGAGCGGUUUUCCGACGCGGCGCUGGUGUCGAUGUCUGUGCGGGAGCUCAACCGGCAGCUGCGGGGCUGCGGGCGCGACGAGGCGCUGCGGCUGAAGCAGAGGCGCCGCACGCUGAAGAACCGCGGUUACGCGCAGGCCUGUCGCUCCAAGCGGCUGCAGCAGCGGCGCGGGCUAGAGGCCGAGCGCGCCCGCCUGGCCGCGCAGCUGGACGCGCUGCGGGCCGAAGUGGCCCGCCUGGCCAGGGAGCGCGACCUCUACAAGGCUCGCUGUGACCGGCUGACCUCGAGCGGCCCCGGGGCCGGGGACCACGCCCACUUCUUCCUCUGAGCGGCUAGGGGCCACCGAGGGGUGUCCUGGGGGGGAUGGAGGGGCACCACGCAGAAGGCCACUGUACCGUUCACUAGAUGGUUACUGAGCGCCUUCUGGUGCCAGACACUCCGUGGUAUGACUAUACAUAAAUAUCCCCGAACUUCCGGGACCCUCAAGGCAUGCUCCGAGGUUAGAUGCUGGUCAUUUUCUGGGAGAGAGGUCUUCUCUCCUCACGCAGGCAGCACACAGAACCCUCCACUUCCUGUUCCACCCCACAUGACCAGGACACCGAGAUCUGGAGGAGCCAGUGCCGGGCACUGUGGGGGAGGGGGGGAGGGCGGGGAGGCGUGGAUGAUGGCUGGGUGACAGCGAAUGGGAGGCGAGGGAGAGGUGUGACUCCCCCUCAGUUUAGAUUUUAAUUCAAGGUUUUCAACCUGUAGUGCAUUAAGGCGGUAAUUAGCAAUGAAGCUGUCUUUUCGUUCCGAGGCUUGGAAACUCCCCAUUUUAGGACUACUGCAUUUUCAAGAUCUCAGUUACCAACAGCAAGACAGACUAGGAACUCUAUCCAAGAGGCUUUCCUCCCACCCAACCCGGUGGCCUCCAGGGCCCAGAGCAGCAAAGGCCUGAGGAGCUCUGGGAGUGGUUGGUGUGGGCUGGGAGAGAACUCUGGGCAGGAGUCUGGGGACCUGGGUGCUAGUCCCAGCUCUGCCACUGGAUACCUCUGUCACCUUGAGAAAACCACUUGCUCCCUGGGUUUUGGUUACCUCCUCUAAUCCUGGGUUGGAGACUUCUGACACCUUUCCAGUUCUGGCAUCUCCUUGGUGUGGGAGCCCCAAGAGCCUCCCCAAGAAGCCCCCAGGACGACCUCACCGAAGGGACUACCUGUCCUGCUCCUGCUUCCUGAUUGAAGCCUCUGCAUCGGAUGAGCCCCCGUACUGGUCCUCUGCUGCUCCCUCCAGGCUGCCUUGGCCUCCAGACCUGCAUAGGGUACCCUUGCUACCUCCUGCCUUGCUGAGGGCUGGGGUGAGAUUUUACCCAGUAUGACAAGAUGCUGAAAGAAUGCAGAUUUUGUGAAUUAAACUUGAAGUUCAGGCAGAA